UCACACGGCGCUGCUUACGCAACUCACAUAGGAACUUUAAGCAAGUUCUUGAAGAUUUCGUGUGCUUCUGAGAAAGCCAGAUAAGUUGAAAUACUAAUUUCAGGCAGUCACCUACCGUGUAAAGCUUUCGUGUAUUUCUAUUUCUCAUGAACAAGAACACCAAAUUCCUAUUUAAAGCUUACACAGAAAACAUGAUCAACUUCAAAUGUACGAGCGACGAUGUCCCUAAAUAAAUCUCGUAGGUCAGCAAAUCUGGCCGUCUGACUAGUGGUCAGUGUUUUCCGUGUCGUUGCGAUAAAGGAGGGGGUGGGUGGUUUCCGAGCCAGUGGCUCAGCUGGUCCCCAGGAGUGGGUGAAAAAGUUCUCAUCUCCUGAACCGCCUCUUCCUGGUCGCGACGUGUGAGCUCACGUGGGUCCCUCCGCCUGCUCGCGGAGGUACAGGCCGGCUGCGUUCCCGCCAGAUAUUUGAGUUUCGGUUUCCAGCAGUUACCGAGAGUUCUCCUUCCUGCGGUCUUUCCCCGAAGUCGAUUCUUCCCUUCCAGAGUUGAGAGCCACAGCUAUGGAAGGUCGGUGCGAAAGGCCACCGGCGUCGCGCGCUAAGAAGCCGGCUGCGAAGCGCACCACGACGGAGCACAACGGGACCGUGGCCGCCCGGUCCCACGCCGGAAGCAGCGGUCCGCGAAGGGGGGCGCGAUCGCGGGGCGCGGAGCCUGACGGGGACCCCACGGAGAAGCCAGCCACCCGAGCGCGACCGGGACAGGCGUCCAUGCGCAUCACGGACCUACGGUCCUCGGCCACCGGCGCCGCAGGAGUCGCCAAACAGCCCGCCUCCCCGGAGCUCCAGCCUCCCGCCAUCCAGCCUCCCGCCUCCCCGGAGCUCCAGCCUCCCGCCAUCCAGCCUCCCGCCAUUCAGUCUCCCGCCUCCCCGGAGCUCCAGCCUCCCGCGCACCCCGAGGCUCCUGAGGUCGCAAGCGGUCCUAGAGGCAGGAGAGGCGCGCGCUCCGUUGGGCAGCAGAGAGCGCCUCGGGCGUCCAGGAAGGCGCUAAAAGAGACCCCCGAGGGAAAACUCAAGAAUGUGCUGGAAAAAUUGAAGUUGAAACGCGAGAAGAUCUCGAAGGCGGCCGACGUAGUGAAUAAUAUCGUGAAGCGCCUGCUGUCCAGAAUGAAGAACCGUGAGUCAGAGUUCAAAGACGUGCAGCAGCUGAACACUGGCAGCUACUAUGAGCGUGUGAAGAUUUCUGCUCCUAAUGAAUUUGAUGUCAUGUUUAAGCUGGAAGUUCCCAGAAUCCUGCUGGAGGAGUAUCGUAACACUGGUGCUUUUUAUCUUGUGAAGUUCAAAAGAAUUCCAAGAGGAAAUCCUCUGAGUCACUUUUUAGAAGGGGAAAUAUUAUCAGCUUCCAAGAUGUUGUCAAAGUUUAGGGAAAUCAUCAAAGAAGAAGUUAAAGAAAUCAAAGAUAGCGAUGUCUGCGUGGAGGAGGAAAAACCAGGAAGCCCUGCUGUAACGCUUCUGAUCAGAAACCCAGAAGAAAUAUCUGUGGAUAUAAUUCUGGCUUUGGAAUCAAAAAGCAGCUGGCCUAUUAGCACCAAAGAAGGACUACCCAUCAAAAACUGGCUUGGCACAAAAAUGAGGACCAGUUUCAGACAAAAGCCAUUUUAUCUUGUGCCCAAGGAUGCCAAAGUUGACAAUAGUUUUCAAGGCAAGACAUGGCGCCUCUCUUUCUCUCACAUUGAAAAAGACAUUUUGAAAAAUCACGGGACAGAGAAAACAUGUUGUGAGGUUGGUGGAGUGAAAUGUUGCAGGAAAGACUGUUUAAAAUUGAUGAAAUACCUUUUGGAACAGUUGAAAAAAGAGUAUCAAGAACUAGAAGCAUUCUGUUCUUACCACGUGAAAACUGCCAUCUUUCACAUGUGGACUGAGCACCCACAGGACAGAGAGUGGGACCCCAAGCACCUCAGCAGAUGCUUUGAUAACUUUUUGACGUUUUUUGUCGAAUGCCUCAGGACAGAAAAACUGGUGCAUUAUUUUAUUCCAAAGUUCAAUCUAUUCUCUCAAGAACUAAUUGACCAAAAAAGUAAAGAAUUUCUGAUAGGGAAAAUAGAAUAUGAAAGAAACAAUGGAUUUCCAAUUUUUGAUAAGUUUUGAGAUUAUGCAUUUGUCUAUGUGUUAUAAUGUGUUCUUGUGGGUGUGUGUUUAGAACAGAGGUUGAUGCCAAAUGUCUUCCUUGAUCACACUUCACUUUUUUGAGACAGUCUGCCUCUGAACCCAGAGCUCAUGGAGGUGUCCAGGAUGAUUAGCCCGUGAGCUCCCAUGAUUCACCUGUCUGUGUUUCCCCAGACCUGGGAUCAUAGAUGGGCCUUACCUUUAUAGCUUUUACAUUGUUGCUGGGAUCUGAACUCAGGUCAUUAUGCUUGCAAAGCAGGUACUGUAUUCACUGAGCCAUCUUCCUAUCCUGAAAUUGUAUUUUGAGAUGAAAUUGGGUUAAAGUGCCUUAAGUCCAUUGUGGUGGUGUAUGCCUUUAGUCCCAGCACAAGAGAAGAAGAGGCAGAACAAAAUACCUCAAUGUGAUCCUUGGCCUGGGCUACCUCAAACCUACUUAAAACAAAGUACAAAGGGAGUUGCAGAGAUGGCUCAGUAGUGAAGAUCACUUACUGCUCCUUCAGAGGACUUGGUUCUGAGCACCCAAUGGCAGGUCAUAACUGUCACUCCAAUUCUAGGGAAUCUAGUCUGACCACUGCAGGAUCCUGCUUGCACCUGGUGCUCACACAUAAACACACAUACAAAAUAAAUAUUUUUUAAAAGUAGAAAAACUAGAAAAUGAAACUGUGAAAUGAUCCAUGAUAUGUUAAGUGUGUUGGCACUUACUUAUAAUCCUGGCACUUGAGAAGCUGAGGUAUGGGAGUUGCCACGAAUGCAAGGCCAGCCUGGGUUACAGAAUAAGAUCUUGUCUCAAAAAACAAAACAUCAAAAGCCAGCAGUAAUCCCUGUGAGUCACCGUGAGGUUUGGCCUGAGUCUGCUCAUCUAUCCUGACUUAGAAAGGUACAAUGGUUUUGUUUUUUUUUCUUUUGGGGGCUGGUCAGAACCUAAGGAGGCUUUCCUGGUAUUUGUGCUUCCUUUCUCUUUCUCUUGAAGUUCCCCCAGCCCCUCCACACACACACACACACACACACACACACACACACACACACACACACCAUAGACAAGGCUGCUUGUCUAUCAUGUGGCUCAUAGUUUCUUUGAAUGUAAAACAACCCCCCCCAAAUGUGAUUCUAAUAACUCAAAAGUUUGCAGAAGUGACUGAAAUGAAUACAAUUAUUUAGUUCUCAGUUUUUCAUAUAUUCACUCAAAUAUCAAGAUUAUAAAAAGUUAAGUGAUGAAAAUGAAAACCUUGCCAUUUUGGAAAAUAUACAUAUCUCCCCAAUUGAAUGCAUUAAGUAUGUAAUGAGUAUCACUUCACACCUACAGCAGUGAUACAGAAGUCUACAGAGGGUUGUGGGAGACAGUAUCAGAAAUGGUUGAUUUAGGCUUUGUUCAAAUACAGGAAAUGGACAUGGAAGCCGUGCCUGGUUCUGUCCUGUGUCCCAGGGUAGGAAAGGAAAGGAGAAUUGACUUCUGCGUCAUCUGUACUUCAGGUCCUUUACCAUGUGCGCAUAUGUAUGUAAUUUAUAUUUUAUUUAUUUUUGUUUCAUAUGUGUUUCUAUGAAAUCAGUGGUACUCAGCGCAGAGAAAUGGGUGUGGGACAGAGGCUGACUCACCAGGGUACUUAGUGCAUGGAUGGUCACAGGAGCCUCGUCCUCGUCUCUACAGUUGUUAGUUCCCUGUGUAACAAAUCAUGUCUACCAUAUAUGUUCUCUUUACUUUUUGGUAUCUUACAAUAAAUAAGAUUUAAAAAU
This is a messenger RNA of Alexandromys fortis (reed vole), 3891 nucleotides long. It is a transcript of the gene Cgas, whose product is annotated as cyclic GMP-AMP synthase. The record is from RefSeq and is a predicted model, not a curated record. NCBI's taxonomy places the organism in Eukaryota, Metazoa, Chordata, Mammalia, Rodentia, Cricetidae. Gene Ontology annotation, cellular component: nucleus; cytosol; site of double-strand break. Gene Ontology annotation, molecular function: 2',3'-cyclic GMP-AMP synthase activity; double-stranded DNA binding; chromatin binding. Gene Ontology annotation, biological process: negative regulation of double-strand break repair via homologous recombination; positive regulation of defense response to virus by host; cellular response to exogenous dsRNA. The coding region runs from base 559 to 2142 and encodes 527 amino acids. The transcript has 5 exons.